CUACGUCACGAUUUGUUCCGCCCUCUCGGUUUUAACGAGAAAAAGCGUUGGAGUUCCCUCGGCCGAGCGACACAGCGAGCAGCCAGUGCACUUGUGCAAUCACCAACACCACCAUCAUCAUCAUCAUUAUCAUUGCUGCAUUUGAUUCAGAGACUUUUUAGAAGAAGAAGAAGAAGAAGCAAUGCAGAAAUAGCGCACAAAUUAAAAGGAAAAGAAGGUUGACUUGAAUAUUGAGGCAUUUUCAUUUCGACCGGGAACUUGGAUACAAUCAUAGCCGACUUCAGGGAUUGUUUUGGUUGGGGUUUUUUUUUUUUUUUUUUGGUCCGUGUUUUCUUUUCCACUUUAGGUCCUUAAAGCGCGCGGGAGACUGGAGACCGGGGGCGAGUUAAAGCCCGCGCGCUGUCGCCGACCGACCCGAGCCUCUUGAUUGAACUUGCUAUGACCGGUAAAUUAGCUGAGAAGCUCCCUCUUACCAUGAGCAGUUUAAUCAACGCCAUACCUGACAGCCUUUAUCCUGAAGAGGACAUUCCCACUUCAUCUAUGAACAUCUUCACCAGCACGGACUCCGUCUCGCACUACUCGCAAAUGAACACAGAUAAUAUCAUGGACUUAGGAAUGGGAGGUGAGAAGAGCAGCAAUGAGAUCCCGUAUGCUUCCAGUAGUUUUCAGUCCAGUCGAAGCGGGCAAACAGUUACAUAUUUGGGAAAGUUUGCCUUCGACACGCCUCCUUCGGGCAGCAUUGGCAGCUCAGGCUGGUGCCCGGAUAACAACAUCAUCAGCCUGGUGAGUGCUGGCAUCCUUGGUGUGUCUCCAUCACCAGGUAGCAUCACCACGCAGACAUCGUCAUCGGGCGGCAUGAGCGUCCAAUCGUCGGACAUUGACCAAGUGUACGCCCCGCCCCUUCCUGCCUACUCCGCCUGUGGUGACAUGUACCAGGAGCAGGUGGCGUUCCACCACAGUCCCGCAGCAUCGUCAUCGCUGCCCUACGCACCCUCUGAGUACCACAGUACCACCAAAGCUGUGGACGCCAGCCUCUUCUCCAUGAUACCUGACUACAACCUGUUCCAGCACCAAGGUGGCACAGGUGAAGCGGGCACCAUGGAGCACAAGCCUUUCCAAAGCGUCGAGCCCCUUCGCGUAAACCCACCACCUAUCACACCGCUUGAGACCAUUCGGGCGUUUAAGGACAAGCAGCAGCUGCAGCCGGGAUUUCUGGGCUCGCAGCAGCACCAUGUUUCCCAGCACCACCACCACCACCAGCCCCAAACUCUCACCCUUAAACCCGUGCGCCCUCGAAAGUACCCGAACCGACCGAGCAAGACGCCGGUGCACGAGCGUCCUCACGCGUGCCCAGCCGAGCACUGUGACCGGCGCUUCUCACGCUCUGAUGAGCUCACACGCCACCUGCGCAUCCACACAGGCCACAAGCCCUUCCAGUGCCGCAUCUGCAUGCGCUCGUUCAGCCGCAGCGACCACCUGACCACACACAUCCGCACACACACCGGCGAGAAGCCGUUCUCCUGUGACUUCUGUGGACGCAAGUUUGCUCGCAGCGACGAGCGCAAGCGCCACGCCAAGGUGCACCUCAAGCACAAGGACAAGAAACCUGCAGAGAAGGCAGGCAGCUCGAGCGCCACAGCGACGACGGCGACUCGCUCAUCUCCACCUGGUUCCUGUGGGAGCAGCGGGGCCGGUGGGGCCAACGUCCUGACUGUUACCACGUGCGCAUAGGACUGAGAGUGGCGUUAGAACGAUGGAGGAAGAAACUGAGCUCUUUUUCCUUUCUUCUGAAAGGCCUAGCCAUGGACUCUUACAAACUCUCCCUCUCUUCAUGCAUUAGUUCUUUGGUUACAAUGUUUUUAUAAAGUGGUACAGUCACAUUCACGUUGACCCUUAACAGCGGGUUGAGGGGACACACUAGUGUUUAAUGGCAGGGAGAAUAGCAGAGUGGGGUAGCAGCCGGUGGACAGUCAGGUCAUCCCAGGAAAAAAAAAAAAAAAACAGGGCACUUUUAUUUAUUUUUUGGGGGGGGGGAGCAUUACAGGCUCAGGGAGUCCUAACUUCCGGCUCCAUGGACCUAUACUCCAGUGAUAUUCCAGUCUGGCUCAGAUUAGUACGUUUUUGUUUUUAAAAUAGUAUAGAAUAGGCAUAGGCUACAAGCUAACCUACACUUGCCGUCGAUUUAUUUUUUUUACACCGUAUUUCAGUUUGUCUCUGGCUCAUCAAAUAUGAAAAAGUGCAAUUUAAUUUCCUCAACUUUCUUAAUACUUUGUUUGUGCUGCACUUUGGUUCCUGUUCUUUUUUUUUUAUAUAUAUAUAUAUACUGCUCGUUAAUUAUUUAAUUGAUGAUUUUAAAAAAAAAAUACUACAGCCAGUUUUUUGUGUGUUGUCCUUCUCGUGAGCGUAGCAGGGCUUGUUCUGGUGAAGCUACUGGAUGAUCAGGUUUAAAGGAAAACCUUGAAAGGCUCAGUGAGUUUGAGUAUCAAGUGGGUGUUUUCUUGUGUAAUUAGACUGCAUUAUCUUAAUAUCUCAAAAUCCCAUCAGUACAAUUAAAGGGAUCUGGACGCCUUUUUGGUAAACAGGAGCAGAUUGCCUGUACUGUACUGUACAAUACCACAAAAAAAAACAAAAAAAGCAAGUGUGUGUCUUGGCAUCCGAGCUCCUUAAGUGCAGUUUACUUCUUCGCAUGAAAUUAAGAUAAGAUCUGUGGUGUUUACUUGGAGUACGUAAUCUGGUCAUGCCAAAAAGCUACAUGUACUUUAUUUAAUGCCGAGAUUUGUAACCGUCCUGCCAUUUCAUUGUUUUUAUUUUUAUGACUAUGAUAGUGAUUUUAAAUUUUUUUUUUUUUUGUCUCCAGUCUGUAUGCCUGCAUGCGUCAUAUGUUGGUAGUGUGUCUGGAUUAGCACUGAAACAAAGGACAUUUCUGGGAGCAAUAUGCGUGGCACCUCAACCCCUCAUCACGGAGUUAAAAGAAAUGAUGUGAAAUGUGAAAUUGUUCACGUUUGUGUCAUUAUGAUAUUUAUGUUUGUGUCUUUGUUGUUGCUGUUGUGUCGUUGCUGAUGAUUUCUCACUGGUAGGUUUAGGUUUCAUGCGUGCGUCCUGUUUGCUCUCACACACACACACACACACACACAUGCACGCACAGCCAAAAAAUGAUGGAAAUAACAGCCUUGGAGCAUUAACACACUCGGCUAAUCUGGGAUGCUGGCUUGGCUUUCUGACUGAACUCAGCCAUACGCAUGCCAUUCGAGAUGUUUUUGGAUAAAAACAGUUUGGACGUUCUUUUGUUAGUUUGUUUCUUUCUUUUGUUUUGUUGUUGUGUUUUUUUUUUUAUUUCUUCUCCUCCUUACAGCUCUGAGAGGCAGCAGCAGUCACGUAGUAUCUCCACGUCUUUUUUUUUUUUUCCUCCUACAUGGAACACACUGAGAGAUUCUGACUAUCCGAGAGGGAUCGUCUUUUGUACAGCCGCUUAUAUAAACACACGACUACGUGUUUUCUACGAAGAAUGUACAGUUUAAAGGAAAGCAAUGUGCUUCAGUAUUAUGGUGUGUGUCCGUGCGAACACACGCCCCCGAACUCCAAACUCCCAGAUCCGAUCUGGACGCAUAGGGUGUGUUAACAUACAUUUCUGAAGACUGUGUACAUAAUGCAGAAUGUGUUUUUUGUUUGUUUGUUGUUUUUUUUUUUUUUAACUGUGAGUACGUUUAAAAAAAGGAGAAGCGUUGUCCAACAGUGUCAAACCUGAUGCAUCCUACGUCCUGAAAUAUUGUUUUUGUGCAUAAUAUACAAAGAUGGAGACACACUGAAUGAUGUGUUUAUUAAAGAAAUAAACCAUAAGGUUAUU
Molecule: messenger RNA, 3844 nt
Organism: Neoarius graeffei (lesser salmon catfish)
Lineage: Eukaryota; Metazoa; Chordata; Actinopteri; Siluriformes; Ariidae
Gene: egr3
Product: early growth response 3
Exons: 2
Coding region: 439-1731 (430 amino acids)
Biological process (GO): regulation of transcription by RNA polymerase II
Molecular function (GO): RNA polymerase II cis-regulatory region sequence-specific DNA binding; DNA-binding transcription factor activity, RNA polymerase II-specific
Source: RefSeq, a predicted model, not a curated record